Oenanthe melanoleuca is the source of this 3301-nucleotide messenger RNA. Its product is annotated as UDP-glucuronosyltransferase 1A1-like. The record is from RefSeq and is a predicted model, not a curated record. NCBI's taxonomy places the organism in Eukaryota, Metazoa, Chordata, Aves, Passeriformes, Muscicapidae. The transcript has 5 exons. The coding region runs from base 995 to 2584 and encodes 529 amino acids. Gene Ontology annotation, molecular function: UDP-glycosyltransferase activity.
UGUUUAUGGAAUUAGCUCUGAGAGACUCCCCAUUGGUCCUGUGCCGCCUCCUCCAGGCCACCUUUGCAUUGGAAUGUGUUCCUCAGAGCCUCUUCCAUCAAGGCUGUUGCUCUGGUACAAUCUGGCUGAUUUCCUGUACAAUUCUUUCUUCCUUUUUUCCUUUAAUGAAGGAAUUUCAAUGCUUUGAAUUGUCAUAUGCUCAUGAAAUAUUGACAUCUGGAAGGACAUUUGAGGUCACUCUGAAAAACUCCUGUCAAAGUAUGUUCAAAGCAUGUUAGGUCAGGAUGUUUCUUUCUCUGUCUUCUCCAGUUUUAAGUGUCGCUAUAGUCUCUCAGUUUUGGUACCUUCCACACUUUUGUGUGACUUGGUGCUCUCUUAGUGAGUGAUGAAUGAGUCUGUGGGGUUGUCCAAGCAUUGCAAUCAGGUGUAAUCCCUAAUUAGAAAAUUGUUGUAGAUGGGUCUGGUAUUUACUGAGAAAUGCACCUGAGGCUUCUGCCCUUGUUGCAUCACUACAUCUUUCUUCACCGGUGAAUUUUUCUGCUUCUUCACCUGGGUAUUUCCAAAGCUGGAAUUUGGAAGAACGCGUCAGGUUGGAGGCUCUCAGUUUGAGAAGCAGCCUUUCAGUCUGAAGGCAGAUCUAGGAAAAUUUUGUCUUGGUGAUGGCUGUGUGCAGUCUAUCAGCAAAUUCCAGGAGUCUCAAGGGGCUACAGUGAUUUGGCAGGUGGUGCUCAAAGGUGAAAGAGCUGACAAAGUUCUUGUUAAAGAACACAAGGCUUAUCUGGUGCAUCCCCCCACGUUCAUCAGCUGCCUGAACUCUGAUGCCGGAUAUGCAGCCUUUUAUCACAUUAGUGAUUACAAAUUAACUACACAGCAAAUAAAGCAGGGAUACAAGGCUUGGCUGGGCACAGAUUGCUUGAAGGUGUGGAGCAGUGUCGGUGCUGCAGUGCUGUCGCGGGUUUCCUUCCCUGGGAGCACUCACCUGAUCCCUGCAGGAAUGGCCCCAGGGCUCAGUGCUUCUCCACCACUUGUGGUUCUGCUCCUGUCCCUGCUGGGUCUGGCUGCUGCUGGGAAGCUCCUGGUGGUGCCAGUGGAUGGGAGCCACUGGCUCAGCAUGCGGGAGGUGUUGGACAUUCUCCAGCAGAAGGGACAUGAGGUGGUUGUGGUGGCACCUGAAGUGACUAUGCACAUCAAGCCAUCCAAGAACUUUGUGAUGAAAAGUUAUCCAGUGCCUUUCACAAAGGAAGAGCUGGAUGAAGUUGUCCAAGGAUUAAUAAAGGAUGUAUUUGAAGAAGGAUCUUUUCUGGAAAGGGUUAUUAGACUUUAUCAACGGGCAAAACAAAACUCUGCUCUGUUCCUGGCCACCUGCACCCACUUACUCCACAACAAGGAGCUCAUCAGGUACCUUGAGGAGAGCAAGUUUGAUGCUGUCUUCACAGACCCUUUCCUACCCUGUGGGGCAAUCCUGGCUGAGCAUCUUUCCCUGCCUUCCGUGUAUUUCCUGCAGCAAAUGCCAUGUCGUUUGGAAUUCCAGGCCACCCAGUGUCCCAACCCCCCUUCCUACGUCCCCAGAGCAUUUACAGACCUUACAGACCACAUGACCUUUCUCCAGCGGGUGAAGAACCUGCUCUAUGACAUCCCCAAUUUUUUCCUCUGCGAUGUUGUCUUCCAACCUUAUGCAGAACUGGCUUCAGAAUUCCUCAAGCGGGAGGUGACUGUGCCAGAUCUCCUGCGCCAAGCUUCCAUUUGGCUCAUGAAGCUGGACUUUGUCUUCCACUUUCCAAGACCCUUGAUGCCCAACAUGGUUUUGAUUAGUGGUGUAAAUUGUGCUUACAAGAAGCUAAAUCAGGAAUUUGAAGCCAUUGUGAACGCCUCUGGAGAACAUGGCAUUGUUGUCUUCUCUCUGGGCUCCAUGGUGUCCGAGAUUCCCGUGAAGAAAGCCAUGGAAAUCGCAGAGGCCUUGGGAACAGUCCCUCAGACGGUCUUGUGGCGCUACACGGGCAAGACACCCUCCAACCUGCCCAAGAACGUGAAGCUCGUCAAAUGGCUGCCUCAGAACGACCUCCUGGCCCACCCCAAGACUCGUGCCUUUAUCACCCACGGAGGCUCCCACGGUGUUUAUGAGGGAAUAUGCAAUGCAGUGCCCAUGGUGCUGAUGCCUCUGUUUGGGGACCAGAUGGACAACGCCAAGCGAGUGGAGUCCCGGGGCGCAGGGCUGACCCUGAACAUCCUGGAGAUGACUACCAGUGACAUUUCCAACGCCCUGAAAGCAGUGAUCAACGACAAAAAGUACAAGGAGAACAUCCAGCGCCUCUCGGACCUGCACCUGGACAGACCCAUCCACCCUCUGGACCUGGCUGUGCACUGGGUGGAGUUUGUGAUGAGGCACAAGGGGGCCCCUCACCUGCGCCCCGCUGCCCACGACCUCAACUGGGUGCAGUACCACUCGCUGGACGUCAUCGCCUUCCUGGCGGCCGUGGUGCUGCUCUCCCUCUUCAUCGCCUUCAAGUGCUGCCUCUGCUGCUGCCGCCGGUGCUUCUGCAAGAAGGGCAGGACGGGCAAGCCCGCCAAGGCCAAGUCCCACUAGUGCCUGGGAAUGGUGCUAGGGGACAAAGCUCCUGCUCCAGGGGGCGGGGAACAGCUCAAAUUACACUGCAAUAAAUAAAACGCGACGAUUUUCAGUCAAGGAAUGAUAGGGAUCCUUUGGAACAGCACCACGAGAAGGCUUGUUCCGCUGAUCUGAUUUUUGGCCUUUUAAUUAAGAAUGGGCCUAAUUAAUUAAGAAUGUUAAAAAUGCCUUGUGUAGGAGUGCUGCAGUCACUUGGGAAGGUCUGAGUGUGAAAUCCAAGGCCCCUGGCUUCCACCUGUCAGUGUGCAGAGGACUCUCAGUGACUUUUUCUUUUAACCUCUACCUGCAGCAGAGAUAUGUAAGGAUUUUGGAGGACUUAAGAACCAUCUGGUCAGAUUUCUGUUUGAAAUCUCUGUGUGGCUGCUGUUGUAAGCAAAUGUUGUACACUCACAAUUCCCAUCACGCAAACCAAGCUUGAUGCACAUCUUUGUGUGUGUUUACAAGACCCUUAAAAAACCCAAGGUUUCUGGCAGGGAAGCUGCUGGAAAAGCACUGCUGUUUCCCCCAAAUUCCCCAUCAGGCAGAUGUGCUGUACCUGAAUCUCACCUGCUGGUAAGGAGAUCUUUGUAAGCACUGCUUAUAAACCCCCACAACUGAUUUGCUCUUGGUAAGUGAUGCUCAGGGAAAGACCCCAAACCCCAGCCCUAUAAAUAAACCCCAAAUACUAAAAAUAAA